AUGGCGGCGUUUAUGGACGAGCAGCAGAAGCCGAAGCUCCGGGAGCUGUUGGAAACCGGCAUAGAACUUCUGGAGGAGGUGGAAGCUACGACCCAACCCACAGGCUCCAAGCAAAUCCAGGAGAAGGUGAGGAAGGCCUUGAAACUCCUGGAGAAGGCCUCGGAAAUGUUAUCGCAGCUCGAUUUGUUCAGCAGGAACGAAGAUUGGGAGGAGAUUGCUUCCGCUGACCUCAAGUACCUGAUGCUUCCGGCCCUGAAGGGCGCGCUGACCCUGAAGCUGGUGGGCACCAGCAAUCGCCUCCACCUCCUGCAGGAUGCUCGAGAGCUCUUCAUGAACUUCCUAACCCAGAGCCACAACUACCAUGUGGCUGAGUUUCAGCUGCCCUGGGCCCAGAGCAGCUCACAGGAAAGCAACCCCGCUGCUGCUACUUCUGACACCCUGGAGCACAACCUCGUUGCCAUGGCAUCCCAGAGGCAGGCCAAAAUCCAGAGGUACAAGCAAAAGAAGGCGGUGGAGCAGAGGCUGUCUUCUCUGAAAUCGGCCGUGGAGAGCGGCGAGGCAGACGACGAGCGUGUCAGGGAGUAUUACCUCCUUCAACUUCGUAGGUGGAUUAACAUCAGCUUGGAUGAGAUCGACAGCAUCGACCAGGAGAUAGAGAUCCUGAGGGAAAGAGACUCCUUCGGUGAGGCAUCAGUUUCUCAAGGGUCUCCUCAGGAGAGACCUCCGCUGAAACCCUUUGUCCUCACUCGAAGUGUUGCCCAAGCACAAGUCUUUGGAGCUGGAUACCCAAGUCUGGCAACUCUGACGGUGAAUGACUGGUACGAGCAGCGCCAGAAAGGUGAGGUCUCAUCUUCUGUUCGGGAAGCAGAAAAGCAGGCACCACCACUCGAGACUCUCUCUGUAUCUGAGCCAGAAAAGCCGGACCUGGAACAAAAGGAAGAGGAAGAUGAGAAUGCCCUCCACAGGAUGCAGGAGUGGGAUGACUGGAAGGACACCCAUCCUAGGGGCUACGGCAACCGACAGAACAUGGGCUAAUGUCCCAUCCCCCGGUGUGAAAGGAUAAAGGAGCACUUACCUUCCCAGACCAGGAAAACCCUGUUCUCUUCCCUUCCUUCGGCCCCUGCUUCAGGAGUGUGCAACAAAGACAGAUACUGAAUCUUGCUUUGUAUUCAAUAAAAUGCCACUAUCAAGUUGUAUUUGCACCCUAGUUAAUGCCCGGUGCUCUCGUUUAGGCAUUGCUGUCACCACGGUGUAUUGCAGUUUCUUAAGUGGAUAGGAAGAGUGCCAAGAAAUGGCCGUGUAAUCAUUGACUGUAUGAUUUCUCUUUAAAAAAUAAAAUACCUUUUCUUGG
Messenger RNA from Rattus norvegicus (Norway rat), 1351 nucleotides. RefSeq names its product immunoglobulin (CD79A) binding protein 1b (gene Igbp1b). Gene Ontology annotation, biological process: regulation of signal transduction. Bases 1 to 1035 code for a protein of 344 amino acids. The record is from RefSeq and is marked provisional. The transcript has a single exon. NCBI's taxonomy places the organism in Eukaryota, Metazoa, Chordata, Mammalia, Rodentia, Muridae.